CGAGACCAGUGACCAGUCAUUUUGCCUUUCUCUCCCUGUAUAUUCCUCCUGUUGAACACAUCAGGCACCAUGGGAGCACAAUUAUUGCGCACAGGCAGAUUGCCCGCAGUCAGGUCACUUGCCUCUUCUGUUUCGCGAGGCUCAAUAGCGCGCCGUCAUCUGGCUACCGCGGCGGAUGCCUCUACCAUGCCCUCUGCCGCCGACCUGGCCAGUCGCACCCCGCCAUACCCAAAGCUGCUGCAAAGACUACACCAAGUCCGCCGUAUCCUGCCCGACCGUCCCCUCACACUCGCCGAGAAGAUCCUCUACUCACAUCUUGAGUCACCCGAGGAGUCCCUCUUGACCGGAACGAACAAUGGCGCCGACAUUCGUGGAAAGGCCAACCUCAAGUUGAAGCCUGACAGAGUUGCCAUGCAAGAUGCCUCCGCCCAGAUGGCCCUGCUGCAGUUCAUGUCUUGCGGUCUCCCUACCACUGCUGUCCCUGCCAGUAUUCACUGCGACCACAUGAUUGUUGGAGAAAGAGGUGCAGAUGUCGACUUGCCCCAAUCUAUCAAGGGAAACAAGGAGGUCUUUGACUUCUUGGAGAGUGCGGCAAAGAAGUACGGUAUCGAGUUCUGGCCUCCUGGUGCUGGUAUCAUUCACCAAAACGUCCUCGAGAACUACUCUGCUCCUGGUCUCAUGAUGCUUGGAACCGACUCGCACACUCCCAAUGCCGGCGGUCUCGGUGCCAUUGCCAUUGGUGUUGGUGGUGCUGACGCUGUCGAUGCUCUGGUUGACGCUCCUUGGGAACUCAAGGCUCCUAAGAUUCUCGGUGUAAACCUUGUUGGCCAGCUCAGCGGCUGGGCCAGUCCUAAGGAUAUCAUCCUCAACCUUGCUGGUCAGCUCACAGUCCGUGGUGGUACUGGAUACAUCGUCGAGUACUUUGGACCUGGUGUUGAGACUCUUGCGACAACUGGCAUGUCUACCGUUUGCAACAUGGGUGCUGAGAUUGGUGCAACCACGUCCAUCUUCCCCUUCACCAAGGCCCACGUUCCUUACCUCCACGCCACUCACCGUGGUCCCAUCGCCAUCGCUGCCGAGACUAUUGCCAGCUCUCCUGGUCCUCACAACCUGCUUCGCGCUGAUUCUGGCGCCCAGUACGAUAAGGUCAUCACCAUUGACCUGAGCACUCUCGAGCCUCACGUCAACGGACCCAUGACUCCCGACCUUUCCACUCCUCUGUCUAUGUUCCGCGAAACUGUCAAGGCCAACAACUGGCCUGAGACCCUCGGUGCUGGUUUGAUCGGCUCCUGCACCAACUCUUCUUACCAAGAUAUGACACGUGCCGAAUCGCUAGUUAAGCAGGCCACAGCUGCCGGUCUUCAGCCCAAGGCCGACUUCUUCAUCACCCCUGGUAGUGAACAGGUUCGCGCAACUCUCGAGCGUGACGAGACCCUCAGCACCUUCAACGACGCUGGUGGUGUCAUUCUUGCCAACGCUUGCGGUCCCUGCAUCGGACAGUGGACCCGUACCGAUGGUGUUGAGAAGGGAACCGAGAACGCUAUCUUCACAUCUUACAACCGUAACUUCCGUGGUCGCAACGAUGGAAACGUCAAGACCAUGAACUUCCUGGCUAGUCCCGAGCUCGUUACUGCCAUGGCAUACAGUGGUAGCACAACCUUCAACCCCAUGACCGACUCGAUCCCUCUCCCCAAUGGCGGCGAAUUCCGCUUCAACCCCCCUCAAGGUCGUGACCUACCCACCACUGGCUUCGCUACAGGCAACCCCGAGUUCCUCCCUACCUCAGGCCAAGCUGAUGCCAGCGUCGAGGUCCAGGUCGACCCCAACUCCACCCGCCUUGCUCUCCUCGAGCCCUUCGCUCCCUUCCCCCAGACAGAGCUCGACGGUCUUCGCGUCCUCGUCAAGGUCAAGGGCCAAUGCACAACCGACACCAUUUCCGCCGCAGGUCCCUGGCUCAAAUACAAGGGUCACUUGCCCAACAUUGCUGAGAACACCCUGAUCGGUGCCAUCAACGCCGAGACCGGCGAGACCAACGUCGUCUACGAUGUCAACGACACAGACUCCCGCGCCAAUGGUAUGGGCAUCCCCGCUCUGGCCAAGAAGUGGAAGGAGCAAGGUAAGGAGUGGCUCGUCGUUGCCGAACACAACUACGGUGAGGGUUCUGCUCGCGAGCACGCCGCUCUGCAACCUCGCUACCUCGGCGGCCGCAUCAUCCUUACCAAGUCAUUUGCCCGUAUCCACGAGACCAACUUGAAGAAGCAAGGUGUUGUGCCAUUGACUUUUGUCAACGAGGCCGAUUACGACAAGAUGGCUGCUUGUGACGAGGUCCGCACCGAGGGUCUUCUUGACGUCCUCAACUCUGGCGGUCAGGGAAACGUUACCCUUGUGGUCAAGACCAAGGCUGGUGAGGAGAUCAGAGUCGCCACCAAGCACACCCUUUCCAAGGACCAAUGUGCCUUUGUUCUCGCUGGCUCCGCAUUGAACCUCCUUGCUGCCAAGGCUGGCAAGGGUCCCGCAUAAGUGUUUUAUUCUUUUCCUCGAAAAGUUUUUCUUUCUCUGGAAAAAAAAGGCACAGAACGGAGUUGUUUUUGAGGCGAGCAUUGGAUUUGUUGUUGUUUUAUACUGCUCUUUCUACCUGUCGAUAUAUAUCCCAUGAAUGUUGAAACGUUUUACAUGUCAUUUCCU
Aureobasidium pullulans EXF-150 is the source of this 2685-nucleotide messenger RNA. RefSeq names its product putative aconitate hydratase 2. The record is from RefSeq and is a predicted model, not a curated record. Gene Ontology annotation, biological process: tricarboxylic acid cycle. The transcript has 3 exons. Gene Ontology annotation, cellular component: mitochondrion; cytosol. The coding region runs from base 70 to 2520 and encodes 816 amino acids. NCBI's taxonomy places the organism in Eukaryota, Fungi, Ascomycota, Dothideomycetes, Dothideales, Saccotheciaceae. Gene Ontology annotation, molecular function: 4 iron, 4 sulfur cluster binding; aconitate hydratase activity.